CCGCUACACUCCAUUCCGCCAUCCGCGAGUAUUACACGAGUCACCUAACCUCACAACCGAUCGCCAUCCGAGCGCGGCCCAAUAAAUCCCCCUGCCCCCUGUCAUCCCCCCCCCCUUCGGCGAGGGUCCCGCGUGCGUUUGUUUUGUUUCCGUAGCUUCAUUGUCAGUGAUACGGAGUGUGUGUCAACAAAUCGGCCCGAAAUUCGUUUACGUCACAGUUUUCGAGAAGUAGAGCGCUUGUGCCGCUCCGCAACCGCAAACAAUCCUCGCUCGAUUCGCUAAACAAAUCCGGCGGCCGGCAAAUUGUUGGGAUUCGAGUGAAUUUUUCGAGGAGGAAAAAAAAAUCCGAUGGAAAUGGAGAUGAGCGAGCUGUUUGACCGCUGUCGAGUGGACCGUCUGGUUUUGUGAUAGUUCGGCUUCGGAUACUCGGGGUGUGUUUGUUCGUCGGGAAACGGAGUUAAUUUCGGCGACUGCUCGAUUCGCAGUUAUGUCAGUUUAGUGUGCCCGAGGAAUAACAGGGAUUUAAGCAUACCAAGCUCCUUGGAUAUCUAGCGCUCCGUUUUUACCAUUUACAACCAACAAAAUGCACGCCUCCGAAUUUUUAAAAAACGGGAGGACUAUAAAAAGAGAACCUAGUGAUAUCUGGCGAGAGGAAGAUGAAGAUUGUGACGUGGAAAUUACCUCAGAUGACUCGUCGGGAAAAAGCAAGAAUAAAGAAAACAUGCAAGAAAGCACGGACAGCUCUAGCAGUGAUGAUCCUUCAUCUUCAAAUAGUAGAUUUAGUCGAACGAAGAGGAAAACAUUAGAAAAUUCUCUAAGCAACUAUAGCUUACAUCCAAAUCGACGCCGUAAAACUAGUCUGUCGGCCAAAGAGAGAAAUUUAAGAAGACUUGAAAGCAACGAGCGGGAGCGAAUGAGGAUGCAUUCUCUCAAUGAUGCCUUCGAACAACUAAGAGAAGUAAUUCCUCAUGUUAAAAUGCAAAGAAAAUUAUCAAAAAUAGAAACUUUAACAUUAGCUAAGAACUAUAUUAUGGCCCUAACAAACGUGAUAUGUGAGAUGCGGGGCGAAGAAAAACCUUAUACUUUUGUGGACGCAGAAUGCUCAGAGGAAGAUGACACCGACGUCGAAGAUGCAGAGGUAAACAACAAUUCAUCCUUCCAAGAAGAUAUGCAUCCAGAUGCAGUGGUCGACAUGAAAUGAAAUCUCAGGCAUCGCUCAUGACAUCACACGGAUCCUCAUAUUUAGGAAUAGUGUUUCUUGCCUUCGAAUAUCAAUCCUUCAAUCGUAUCUUAAUACUUCAUAUUUUGAUCAGCAACAGGAGAUAAUUUGAUGAGAUCCGCGCGAAAUCAUUCCAAAUGCGGAAUCAGGUGUAUGAAUUGAUACAUUAAAAUGUGUCAACGGACAAUACACAUUGAAAUCGGUGUUAGGUCUACAUACCACCUGUCAUUUUGGUUAAAAUAUCUGUGUUUGGACGCGAGAGAGGAGAGUCGCGUAAAUAAGCUGAUAAAUUUUGCAGUGCCUUCAUGUUGAAUUACCGGAGUUUUUGGAGUUUGUCUGAUAGACCGCCUUACUCCAUUUCAGGAUGCACCUUUUUUUUCUUACGAUUUCCGCAACGCUCUACCAUAAAUCGCAGGGACACUUAGUAUAAGUCACGAAAUGUUAUGUAAAGUAGGCGAAUCAAAAGAUAGGAAGCAUACUUUUUUCGGGCAUGACGCUCAAGAAUGCAAUAAUUUUGUGACUUAGUAACCUAUUUUUGUCAAAAGGUGAACCCCAAGCAUGCACUUAGUCAUAAUUGUUUUUUCCUGCAAUUAAUCGAGGUCCGAAAAAUCAGAUUUAUGUAUUGGUGCUAUAAAGAUAAAUUUAUAAGAUGUAAACCAAAAAUUUCUAAUGAUUUCCAAAUCAAGAAGUCUUUUAUCUUAUGAUUUCUCAUUGUUUGAGUUUGACUCACCGCACGCAUGACCAGUUUUUCUCCCUUUCUGCAGUGUUCAUCGCUUUUCUUUUUAGCUUCCCUCAUUUUACUUGAGGACAAAUUAUUGAAGAACCGUUUCAGGUUUUGUUUUCUAAAAGUGUAGAAAAGUGAAGAAUUAAGUGAAUCUACCAUGAGAACUCAUCUGCAAUGACUCAUAUCCUCUUGGAAAAUGAGGCGCAGGAGUCACAGUGCGUUUAAAAAUAUAUGCAUAAAAAAGACACACAGAAAAAAUUAGCAAUUUAAUAGUUUUAUUGAAUUUGAGUUAAUACUGUUUUCAUUUUACAAAAGAGAUAGGAUAUUUUCUCUCAAAACAUGUUCAAAGCAUACGAAAAUGAGUUUAAAAUUUAACUGUAAAAAUGACGAGAUUUCUGAAGUGACGAUUAUAACGCAUUAAAAAAAUGGACUGAUUAUUAAUGGAUAUGUUCAAGGAGAUAUUGUUAUUUUUCUCUUUCUUUUUGAGUUAGGUGUAUAUUCAGGUAUUUUGUCUGCUAGGAGUAAGGGAUCCAAGCUCUCAAUUUUAAUGAGCAAAUUCUCAUUAAAAGUUAACCGCCUUCUUUCAUGCUGUGAGUUGAUUUGUCGUGCUGAAUUUCCGGAAUGAGACCUUUAAUUUUAUCUUCUGGAGCUCUCUAUGGUAUUUUUAGAAGAAAAUCAAUGAUCACAAGUCAGACUAUGUACGGUGUAAAUACUACCAAGAUCAUCUGAUUGUGGAAUUCAAAAGUUGUGACUUUCCAAUUUUUGUUCUUGAAAUUUUUUAGUGAGCACUUCACUUCGAGAGUCACGUAAACUGAUGACUAAAUAACAUACAAAAGAAGCACAUGAUGAUAAUAAUAAAAGGUAAUAAUUUUAUUCAAAAUGAAGAAGACAUAACUUGUGAAAAAAACGCUGAUUUGUCCAAUAAUGCUCAAUAAUGUGCAUAAUCAGGAGUGUAUCAAUGGACACCCUGAAUCCUAAGAUUUUUCUAUUUGUUUUACAUUUAUUUUUCAACUCCGCGUUUCUUUGAAAAUCUUGAUUUGAAAGCAAGUCCAGGGUCCUUCAAGUUUUACCAACAAAACUUUCAAACACAGUAGUCAUCCAUUCCAACGUUAAUACAUUGAUACGACUCAAUUAAUGAAUCUCGAAGGUAUUAUUUUAAGUAAAAAUUGUGUAUAUUUUUCUCUAUUUUUAUUACUCGAAGUAGUUUUAAAUGAGUGAUUUUUAUAUUUAUUUAUUUCAUUUUUACCAUGUUGUGAAAUGAGAUGCACACGGAAAAAUGUGCGCUAUGCCCGAAGACAAUGGGUACUGAAUUUCUACCCCAAGGGUAUUAUAGCGGGCAUACAGAAUCCUGUUGCACCACUGUAGGUGUCUUUUUCGUGUGGGAGCGUAGAAUUGUGACCACUCACGGAGGCUUUUGCAGGAGAACAAUUUUGGUCAGGUGAAAACGGAAAAUAGGAUGUCGAUUUUGCGACGGAAUCUCAAGCAUCCCGAUGAAUAUUUUGUGAACAUUUUAUUGUCUAUUUUUGUGCCAGCACAGCCUCAACAUAAUGGGUUGAAACUUUGAACGCCCACACAAAUUUCAAAACGUCGUAAUGCUGUUUGAUUUGAUAGUUUUGGAAGUUCUUUGUGCCAAAAUGUCCCAUCCCCUAAAAACUUAUAUUGACAGCUCAAUUUUGAAUUUUUUGGCACUGAGCCCUUUCUUCCGUGUGUGGUCAGAAUUUUGUUCGUCCAUACCGAAAUAGUGCUCAAAGGCUAUUAAUUUUUUCGUGUAAGCAUAUGUUAUAAUUUUAUCGAAUGAUGAAGUAGGCUACAGAACAUUAAACAGUUACCAUUUUUUAUUAUUUUUUACAGUGGCACAGCUCAUCAUUUUUGUUGUAUCAAUAUUAGAUUUUCAAAAAUUGGAAAUAUCGUCAAUUAAUUGGAAUUUAUUAGAAAGAACGUAUUUGUAAGUGUUAAAGUUUUAUGCUCGAUCUGAUUUCCGAAUCUAACAUAAAUUAUCUGAAAAUUGACUCCGAUUUAUUUUGAUACCUGUAAAGAAAUCCGUCCUGUUUAUUUAAUGUUUUCAACAAUGUAUCAUUGCAUAAUUGUGAUAUGAUAAAAUAAAUUUAAUUGAUUUAUAUCUCAA
This is a messenger RNA of Bemisia tabaci, 4068 nucleotides long. Its product is annotated as protein dimmed. NCBI's taxonomy places the organism in Eukaryota, Metazoa, Arthropoda, Insecta, Hemiptera, Aleyrodidae. Gene Ontology annotation, molecular function: protein dimerization activity; E-box binding; DNA-binding transcription factor activity, RNA polymerase II-specific. Gene Ontology annotation, biological process: positive regulation of transcription by RNA polymerase II; sensory organ development; axon development. Gene Ontology annotation, cellular component: nucleus. The record is from RefSeq and is a predicted model, not a curated record.